Molecule: messenger RNA, 381 nt
Organism: Fusarium tjaetaba
Lineage: Eukaryota; Fungi; Ascomycota; Sordariomycetes; Hypocreales; Nectriaceae
Exons: 1
Coding region: 1-381 (126 amino acids)
Source: RefSeq, a predicted model, not a curated record
AUGCAUUUCACAACCCUCCUCAGCGCCAUCGCGCUCGCCACAACAGCAACAUCCCAACCAACAGCACGUCAAGCUCCUACAGCCAACGCAGUCAUCACGAUCGUCAACUCGGCCGAUCACAGCCGUCAACCCGUCAGAAUUCCUCUCGCGCAACUCACCACUCUCGACUACCAAGUCACCGAGCUGCGUCUCGAGAGUCUCAACGUCAAUAUCCCCGAUAUUGAAUCACCUGAACUCAGCGAUGUUGUUUGUCAGCGGUAUAAAGAUAAAUAUGGUGUUCAGCUUGGCAGCGUUGAGUUUAGUCAUGAGAAGCCGGCGCUGAUAAGUACCAACCCUGUGGAGUUUGGCUGGGUUUUGUGCUAUCAUAAGGAUAGGGCUUGA